This is a messenger RNA of Colletes gigas, 693 nucleotides long. RefSeq lists its product as uncharacterized. NCBI's taxonomy places the organism in Eukaryota, Metazoa, Arthropoda, Insecta, Hymenoptera, Colletidae. Bases 1 to 693 code for a protein of 230 amino acids. The transcript is spliced from 2 exons. The record is from RefSeq and is a predicted model, not a curated record.
AUGCACGGGAAACUGCUGAUCCUUUUGGCGCUGACGGCGUGCGUCGUCGCUGAGGAUGUCACGGUUACGGGAACCACGGAGACCAAGUUGAUCAAAUCGAUGGACGAGCUGAACCAAAGGAACAGUAUUGGGAUCUACGGCGACAUGCUCACCCUGGAGAAGGUGGACGUGGACGAGGACCGUGAAACUAUACUCAGCGACGACCCCCUCGUGAGCAGGAUCGAGAAGUUUCUGAGGACUCGCAAGGUUCAGGUACAUUUCCCCAGCGAUGGAUCCACUGCUGACGUCUUUGGUCGCGCUCUGGGCCAGAAGGACGUCGGGGUGGAACUUAGGGCACUGACAACCGGGGCUUCAGAAGCCCGUACCAAGUUGAAGAAGAUCCUGCUGCCACUCCUGCUGGCCCUGAAGCUAAAGGCCAUAAUCGUCCUUCCAAUCGUGAUUACUAUGAUAGGCCUGAUAGGCAUGAAGGGACUAGGAGCAGGCUUGAUGUCCCUUCUUCUGUCGGGAGCAGUGGCCCUCAAGGCUCUCCUGUCGCCACCGCCAUCUUACCCUGCCAGGGUGUCCUACGGAAUAGUGAAACCCGAGAUCCAUCACGAGCAAUGGCACAGGUCGCAGGAAGAGGUCAAUCAACCUUACAGGGGUUGGGCUCCCGAGCUCGGUUCGGACCAAUACCCCUAUCAAGAACUACCAUGA